Molecule: messenger RNA, 406 nt
Organism: Anneissia japonica
Lineage: Eukaryota; Metazoa; Echinodermata; Crinoidea; Comatulida; Comatulidae
Exons: 2
Source: RefSeq, a predicted model, not a curated record
GAUACGUAAGUUUGUUUCAAACCGCCUUUCUAGUACAUCGGAACCAAUCUCCUAGGCAAAUUUCCCUACGUUAUUAAAAUGAAGGCAUUUGAUAGCAAGAUCAACGACGAAACUUCUAAAACGUCUUCUAUGAAGUUAUCCACUGGUGUUGCAACUGCUUUGUUUGUGCUUGUGGCGUGUGGCUUGGCUGGGAUACAAUUCUACGCUGUAUACAAUCGUUACAUAGAACUUUCGAACCGCAUUGCUGACUUGGAAAAUAGCGUCAAAGAUCUAAAGGGAAGAGUUCAAGAACUUGAGGCUGUAGAGACUGGGCCUAGACAGGAUUCUGCAUCGCGUCAGAGCAAAGAUAUAAAUGUGUAUCAAAGACGUCGUCGGUCAGUCUCCGACACAGAAAGCCAAGCCAUAG